AUGACCAACGACGAUACCGACAACAAAUUAGUAUCUGAUUACAAGAAAACAUUUGGUCAACAAGUUCAUCAUGUAUCCAAUGACGAAAACAUUCGAAUUCAUCCGGAUCGAUCAUUAUACGAUGAACUCGAGCAACAACAUUUAUUAAAACAACCGCGACAUCCUACUGGGCUCGGUUUUCAUCUGAUUCGAGACGGCCAACUUGGCCUGGCAAUGUUAAACCAAACUCCAGUAUUCCUCGCUCCUGGUCGCCAUACAUUCUGGUCCCCAUUUGAUCAUCUAAUUGGUGUAGCCAAUAUCACCGAUAAAUUGAUCACACUUGGCAACAUCCAAAUUGUUACUAUUGAUCAAGGUGAACUCGGAUUGAGCCGUCGAAACGGAGAAACUAUCUUGCUCGAUCCUGGUCGAUACAUAUUGAAAGCACCACACAUUUUCGAGAAGAGUACAGCGGCUAACGCGCAGUACAUUGAGCUGGGCACAUAUCGACGAAUAACUGUACCUGUUGGAUACGUUGCCGUCGCCUUCGACAUCGGCAAACAGAUUAUUAUUCGACCGGAGGACACAAAAUCGGGUCCUUUCGAAACCAAUUCACCUACGUUCCUUUUUGAUAAACAGACCGGCUUUCAAUCCGUACAAUUACAAGUGAGAGAACUCGAUGAAUUGAAGGUCAAUACUCGCGAUGGUAUCACGAUCACAGCACGAGGUCUCAUUACUUAUCGAAUCAGUGAUGCACGAGCAGCAUUUAUGACCGUUCAAGAUAUUCAUGGUGCAGUGAAACGAGCGGCUGAAGCAACACUUACUUCUCUCUUUCUCAAUGCAGCUAUCGACGAAAUCGCGCCACCUGUUCCAGUAAGACCAGCCGAAGAGGAUCUCAUUAAAUUAAAGCCAGAGAAUGAUAAUGAAAACUUCAACAAACACAUUCGCGACGCUUUUCUUCACGAUUUCUCUCACAAAGUCAGUCAAUGGGGUAUUGAACUACAAGAUUUAAACAUCGAAAAGCUCGAAUUCGACAGCAGUGUGAAAGAUCUACUUCGUAAACGUGCACAAGCCCGAGUGGAAACGGCGACAAGUUUAUCUAACAUGCGCGCUCAAACCGAUAUUGCCACACAGCAAGCCGAUAGAGAAAAGCAACAGGCUCAGAUUAACGCCGAAGCUGCUGCAUUCGUCACUCGAACUAAAGCCGACGCCGAUUACUAUGCCGCUGAGCGCCAUGCCCAAGCCGCGAAAUUGCUGCAAGAAGUACCUCUUGCAGCUCAACUUGAACUCAAACGAUUAGAUGUUGAAACUGUGAAAGCAACUGGCGAUCGAACAACGUUCAUGCCGAUGAAUAUGCACAUUGGAGACAUAGCAGUGACAGACAAACAUACUGGACAAAUGUAUUGGGUGUCUAAUACAACAUCCACAACGAAACUAUAA
Molecule: messenger RNA, 1416 nt
Organism: Adineta ricciae
Lineage: Eukaryota; Metazoa; Rotifera; Eurotatoria; Adinetida; Adinetidae
Source: the annotation of a GenBank genome assembly